UUGCACAGGGUCGGCGUCGUCAUAUUUCGCCAAGGCUUCCGUGAGAGCGUGUGUAUAGUGUUUUCUUCGGUCUAAAGCUUCGAACCCGUUCACGAUGGUCAAGGAAACUGCUUUCUACGAUGUGCUCGGCGUCAAGCCUAACGCAACGCCUGAUGAGCUCAAAAAAGCAUACAAGAAAAUGGCUCUCAAAUAUCAUCCGGAUAAAAAUCCGAACGAAGGGGAGCGCUUCAAGCUCAUCGCACAAGCUUACGAGGUUCUCUCAGAUGAACGGAAGCGUCAAAUUUAUGAUCAAGGCGGCGAAGAGGCACUCAAGGAGGGUGGCGGAGCUGGCGGUGAAGGAUUCCAUAACCCACUUGACAUCUUCAAUUUGUUCUUCGGCUCUGCGUCCGGGUCACGCCGUUCCAACAAAGGCCGCGAUAAAGUGCAUACCCUUAGCGUGUCACUUGAGGAACUCUAUAAUGGAUCAGUACGCAAAUUGGCCUUGAAGAAAAAUGUCCUUUGUAGCGCUUGCUCGGGUCGCGGUGGUCGAAAUGUGACACAGUGUCGAACAUGUCGUGGACAAGGUCGGGUUCUACGAACACGUCACAUUGGUCCCGGUCUGAUCCAACAGACUCAAAAUGUUUGCGAAGACUGCCGGGGUCAAGGAGAGAAAUGUGCUCCGCAGGACCGUUGCACCACCUGCGAUGGUGCCAAAACUGUACAGGAGCGCAAGAUUCUCGAUGUGCACAUCGACAAAGGUAUGGAAGCGGGCCAAAAAGUAACGUUUGCCGGCGAAGGUGAUCAGGAGCCCGACCUUGAACCUGGUGAUAUUAUCUUUGUUAUCGACGAAAAGGACCACGAUCAUUUCCGACGUAAAAAUAACGACUUGUUUCUGAACCUAGAGAUCAAUUUAACAGAGGCACUAUGUGGGUUCCAAAAGCCAAUCAAAACGCUUGAUAACCGAACACUUGUUAUCACCCAGUUGCCGGGCGAUGUGAUCAAACAUGGCGAUGUUAAAUGCAUUAAUAACGAAGGUAUGCCAGUGUACCGAGAUCCGUUUGUUAAAGGUAAACUCAUCAUUCAAUUCCUCGUUAUCUUCCCGAAAAAAAUCAGUCCGAUAGUUGCCAGUAAACUAGAAGCUCUGCUGCCGAAGCGAGAGGAAGUGAUGAUCACUUCCGAUGCCGAGGAGGUCCACAUGGAGGAUGUCGACUUAGAGAGCGAGCGGCGUAACCGGAUGCGCGAAGACUACGAUGAAGAUGACGGGCAUCCGAGAAUGUUCGCAGGCGGGCCCCAGGGUCCAGGAGUUAGCUGCCAGGCGAGCUAAACAGUAGUAUCAACUUCAUGCAUUCAUUGUAAGCCAGCCCGUCUAAAUGUUGUACUUCGGAAAUUGGUGAGAUGUUAAUCCGAACUCGAUGUUGUUUUAAACAAGGGCCAUGAAGCUGGAUUGGCCAAGUAUCUAUCACAAGUAUUGAUAAACACUAAGCACGAGCAUCGUCGUAUCAUGUUUCGUCUUUAGACGGACACAAUGUUACAGAUAUUGUGAGAAUUGUCAUUUUUAUUAUUAACAACGAUGAUAAUAAUAAUAAUAACAAUAAUUAUUAUUGUUAUCAUUAAUGCAUUAUUAUAUGCAGCAAUAGCUCUAUUCGGAUAUAACAACUGUAACGGGAUGAUUGUGGUGAUUAAAUGGACCAUUCAUCUUCAAGGGUACCUUGAUAAUUCUGCACAAGGACUGUUCUAGGUCGCCCAACAAGCAAGUCGAAAGACUUUUCCGACUUACAAGAAAAGGUGGGCAAGCUGACAAUGGAGGUCGUUGUAAAUAAAGUCUAAUUUAUACCCAUUACAAUCGAUAGCUGGCACCCCAUUUAUAUUUGCGAUAGGUUGUGGGAUGCCGGUAUAAUGUCAUCAAUGUAAAUUGAUUGGCGCAGAAAAACUGCAACUGUAAUCUUUAUGGUGUGUUGACUAAGACGAAUACUCCCAUAGAAGAAAAAUCUCCGAAAUAAAUGUAAUACAAGUCGA
Varroa destructor (honeybee mite) is the source of this 1995-nucleotide messenger RNA. It is a transcript of the gene Droj2, whose product is annotated as DnaJ heat shock protein family (Hsp40) member A4-like. Gene Ontology annotation, molecular function: ATP binding; Hsp70 protein binding. Gene Ontology annotation, biological process: protein folding; response to heat. The record is from RefSeq and is a predicted model, not a curated record. Lineage: Eukaryota; Metazoa; Arthropoda; Arachnida; Mesostigmata; Varroidae.